AGCUUAUAGAUAUAAGUAUUUUCCAUUUAUAUUAAUCAUAACCAAACUCGAGCAAAUUCUUGAUAUCUUUCAACUUCUUAUUAACACUACAAACAAGUUUUUAUUAGCAUCAUGACUGGUCUCCACCUUCACAACCGCCAUCACAAGGAGGAUGCUGCACCUAAAGACCCGAAGAAGGCAAUGAAGCACCAUAAACACCUUGAGCAUCUUGGCCAAGCUACUACCAUUGCUGCCGGUGCUUAUGCCCUACAUGAGAAACAUCAGAUCAAAAAAGAUCCGGAGCACGCCCACAAACACAAGGUAAAAGAAGGGGUUGCCGCCGCGGUUGCAGUUGGGGCUGCUGGAUUUUCAUUCCAUGAACAUCACAAGAAGAAGGAAGCCAAAAAAGAACUUAAGAAAAAUAAGCACAAUCAGCACAAACACUAGUGUAUCAAAUGCCCUAGCUUAUAAUAACUCGAUCUACAUAGUAGAUGAUGAGCCUCCAUUAUUUUAUUUUUGUCUAUUAUACGAUUAGGUGUAUAAUUUUUAUCAUAUAUUGUUUUUUGUGAUUGAUUGUAUGAACCAUUGUUAUCUUUGUAAUUUUAUUUAUUUUUUUUUUAUUUUUUAUAUGAUGAUUUAUUUAAAUUCUUUUUGUACCAUGUGAUCAAUUAUUGUCUUAUUUUUGUGACUAUUACGGAGUAUUCUCUAUUUAUAUCAUCAACUUUUCUCAAUAUAUUAUCUAUCAAAUCAUGACUAGUGUCAGCGCAACAACAUAUGUCAUAUAAU
Chenopodium quinoa (quinoa) is the source of this 765-nucleotide messenger RNA. RefSeq names its product abscisic stress-ripening protein 1-like. Bases 112 to 426 code for a protein of 104 amino acids. The transcript has 2 exons. The record is from RefSeq and is a predicted model, not a curated record. NCBI's taxonomy places the organism in Eukaryota, Viridiplantae, Streptophyta, Magnoliopsida, Caryophyllales, Amaranthaceae.